Messenger RNA from Jatropha curcas, 1693 nucleotides. RefSeq names its product interactor of constitutive active ROPs 1. NCBI's taxonomy places the organism in Eukaryota, Viridiplantae, Streptophyta, Magnoliopsida, Malpighiales, Euphorbiaceae. The record is from RefSeq and is a predicted model, not a curated record.
UCUCAGUAGACCAACCGGCAGUUGGUAGCCUAAUCCAAUAUAUUAAAGCCCUUGUUGGACCUCCUUUCAAAAUUACCCUUUUGUCAUCUUCCUUGGAGUUUUUUAUUUUUCGGUUCUACUAACUUAGCUGCUUUAAUUCAAACUUCUGACACAAAUAUACACGCACUCUCUAUCAAAAGAAUUUCAAAUUUCGUCAAAAAAGAAUUUCAAAUGGUCUCUCAAAUGGACAUAUUUUCUCUCACAGCUCGGACGGGAAGCUAACUGCAGAAGGUUCAUUGGAGAACAAUUCUGUAACUAUUAGCCGCUUGUUGCUGUCUACCAAUCAAUACUCCGUAAGCUGAUCAAAUGCCGAGAUCAAGUGCAAAGGUGACAAAUGCUAAGUAUAACAUGAAUAAGCAUGUUGACAAAUGCGGUGAAUGGUGAAGGAUAUUUGUGCUUAAAUUCUAAAAGCAUUGCUUUGCUUAGGGUUCAGAUAUGCCUCAAAGGCAGUCUACUCGAGGUCCUCAUCCACUUAGCUCUGAGUCAGACUCACAUUCACUGCAUCAUCGAUCAGUUAGGAAUCCAAGUUCCAAGCUGGGAGAUCGUCGAUCACCACGGGGUCCCCAUACUGAAUCACUAGAUCAAAAGAAAUUAGGCACCCGCAUUGCGGACUUAGAAUCUCAGCUUGGCCAAGCACAGGAAGAGCUGAAGAUUCUCAAAGAGCAGUUAGCAUCUGCGGAAGCUGCAAAGAAAGAAUUGGAGACGAACGCAAAGAAACCAGUUGCUUUAGAAUCUGAAGGACAUCCUUCGACUGAAAUCCAGCACCUCAAAAUAGCAGACAGCAAUGCUGCAGAUGAAAUUUCCAAUGACAACCUGCAGGAAACUGAUGUUUCUCAAGUUCCAAUAGAAAAAGACACUGUGGAAGCCCAGAUACAAUUAACUGUUCAGGUUGAAAAAGGAAAGCACGCAAUUGAAAUAACUCAACCACCUGAAAUUUCUAAGCCAGAUGAACCAUCAUUCCCUGACUUGGCUUUAAAAGAUGACGAGAUAAAUAUGCUAAAAGCCAAGUUAGAAAAUAAAGAACAUGAAUUGGAAAUUAAAGGGAAUGAGAAUAAGCAUUUGAAGAAUCUGCUGAAUGAAGCAAAUUCUAGCAAUUCAGUUGCCAAAGAGAAGGAAGAAGAAAUGUUAUCCAAGUUAAGCCAAAUGGGAAAAGAGCUGGAAGAAAGCCAAGCAAAUGCAGAUCAUUUAAAAGGUAAGCUGGAAGCUGCAGAAGAAGCCAGGGAAGCUUUGGAAACGGAAAUAAGGAAGAUGAGAGUGCAGACAGAGCAGUGGAGAAAAGCGGCAGAUGCAGCAGCAGCAGUGCUUGCUGGAGCAGUGGAGAUCAAUGGCAGGAUUACUGAGAGGUGUGGUUCAAUGGAUAAGCAUUUUGGUGAUGGUGUAUUUGAAUCACCAGCUGGUUUUGUGGGAUCACCUGGAGUGGCUGAUGAUUUUGAUUAUGGUUUUGGAAGUGGAAAACGAAAGGGUUCUGGUAUUAAAAUGUUUGGAGAUUUGUGGAAAAAGAAGGGCCACAAGUAGAGAGACCCUUGUGAUAUUCUCAAUUCUCAUGCUACCCAAAUGCAUUCUUAUGUGCAUCUGCAAUUAGUGUUAAGAUUGACUUGUAACCUUCUAGAGAUUGUCUUAAUUAAUUAUAUAAUGGGCUUUCAUUUAUGGUCUA